CCAUUUUUACCCCUCUCCGGUCUUUGCUUUGUUCUCUACCGCGGACAUGGCCUCUUGACUCUUGCCCUGCAACCUGGCCUCAUUCUCUGUGUGAACCCUCCUGUUUCUUAGCCUCUUCACCGAAUUGUCUUAGACCUAAACGCUGAAAACAACAUAAAAAGAGAAACAAAGAGAACCCUUUUAAGUCUGAACCGACUGGGCUUUUUGUUCUUAGUUUCUCAAGCUCAGCUGCAUAAAUGCUUGGUGGGACUUUGUUCGUCUGUAAAGCUAAUAGUCCGAGGCCAGCGCCAGCUAAUGUAGCAGAUAAGGGUUCUUUGAAAGCUUUGUGGAACUUUUCAUUGACAAAAUGUCUAAAGAUAUGCAUGGUUUUGUUGCUUGGGAAGAGCACAUUAUGUGCCAUGAGCGUGGUAACCGUGUUGUUCACUUUUACUUGAAGGAUACAUUUGGGGAUCUGGUUCUUGCCGUCAUAGGUACUGAGAGGAGUAUAAGGCACAUGAUGUAUGUUGUUUCGGAUGAGUUCUUAAAUGCUUAUGGGUCAGAAAGGUUUAUCAAUGCAUCCACAAAAUGGCGAGCAAGACGAGAAGUCGUGGACUGGUUGUCAUCACUGGUCGCGAAGUGUCAACCCCAAGUUGAUUUUUCAAAUUCACAGGUGAAUGGUCGUCGACAAGAUUUCGGAUCUCAUGAUCUGUCUAUGACUGGACUGAUUACUCAUCAAACCCAUUUACUGGAUUCAAUUGCACUCAGGAAAUUGAGAGUUCAACAUUCAAACAUUCAGUGGUCUGGUGUUGCUUGGAUAUGCACUAAACAGCUCAAGCACUUCCAUUCCUUUUCCAGGAAUGGAACUACAAUAGCAGUUCAUUCCUUUGUCUUUAUCAUGGCUGAAGAAAAAAGUCACUACCUUGCAUACCUGGAAGAUAUGUAUGAAGACAAGAAGGGGCAGAAGAAGGUGAAGGUGCGAUGGUUUCACUACCAUCAGGAAAUUGAAGGGGUAAUUCCUAAUUUGCAUCCACGUCCUAGAGAAGUUUUUAUCACCGCUCAUGUUCAAGUGAUCAGUGCAGAGAGUGUUGAUGGUCUGGCGACAGUCUUGACUCCUAUGCACUAUGAGAAAUGUGUGGCUGCUGUUCCUCAUACUUCAACCUCAAGUAUCCAUAUGUGCUUUAGGCAGAUCAAAAACGAUAAGGUUAAACCCUUCACUCUCACUAAAUUGCGAGGUUACUCUAAUCAAGCAAUCCUCUCUGCUUUAUCCCCAUCUGUGUCCAAGCAGAAGGUCAAGUACCAUAAAAGGAAUGAGGAAGAUGAGGAUCCUGUGAGGCUGACUGCUAAAAGAAGUCGAAGUAGCAAGGGGAAAGAGGGACUUGAAGGUGUCUUUGGUGUGAAAAGUACAUUUCCUGAAGGCCAAAUUUUGAAUGGUGAGGGGAAAUACCCAAAAUUAAAGUUAAGGCUGUCAAGAAAAACAACGGGCAUACCACAGCCUAAAUGUCCUGCUUCAUUUAAGGUGGAUGAAAAAAUAGAAUUUCUCUGUCAAGACAGUGGCAUUCGAGGCUGCUGGUUUAGGUGUCAAGUUUUGCAAACAUCACAGAAGCAUCUUAAAGUUAAAUAUGAUGAUGUGGAAGAAGCUGAUGGCCCUAGAAAUCUAGAGGAAUGGAUACCUGCAUGUAGAGUUGCCCCUCCUGAUAAACUGGGCAUGAGAUGCCCAGGGCGCCCUACAAUCCGACCAUGGCCUGUGGAAGAUUCUGCAGGCUGUACAUUUGAUGUCGGAGCACCAGUUGAUGCAUGGUGGAGCAACGGAUGGUGGGAAGGUGUUGUAAUUGCCAUCAACAUUUCUGGAAAUGACGUCCUGCAAGUUUACCUACCUGGUGAAGACAAGUUCCUGACUGUCCAGAAAAAAGAUGUUAGGACUUCCAAAGAUUGGGUUGGUGACAAAUGGGUUGAAGUAAUGGUAAAUCCAGAUAUACUCUCUUUUGUAUCUGCAAAUACAAACUCAGAUGUGAAGCACUCAAUGUGUUCUACUAUCAAAGAAGCACAACAUUGUGGUAGCAAUGCAUUGCUGGAGCAGAAAGUUAUCACAACUUCCAAACUUGAUGUGGUUAAAGAAGUUGAUGCAGAAUUAGCAGGUUCAGUCAUGCUUGAUGACCUGAAAAAUGUGAAGGAAGUUGAUAUCAGAAAGAAGCCUUAUGUCAAUGUUGGAAAUGAAAUUAGCAAAGUUGGAGAUGGAAAUGAUGAGGAUGUUAAUGACAAAGCUAACAAACAAGAUGUGGGCGAUGAGGCCAAAAUGAUAUUGGAUAAUGAUUAUAGUAAUGAAUCUGCCAAUCAGAAGAAAUUAGUAGUUGAAUCUCAGCAAGUGAUCGUGUAAGAUGUAUAAUAGUUGGUACAGAAAGCGGUGGAGAAACUUUGACCUACAUGGUAAAUGUGUUUUUCUGGUUUUCCUGUAUAUAAUAUAGGGAAGAGUUGGCAUACAAAUGCUUAGAAGAUGAUUCUCAGGUUUUAUAAAUUUAGGAGAAAUGGCAGAUGUAUAGCAAUAUAGAAUUGCGUUAAAAUAUGCAUCAGAAGUUUUGGUUUUAAGACUUAGCAGUAUCUUUAUCAGGUCAUAAGUAGCUGACUUCGGUCUUAGUAGUCAAUUAAUGUAUUCUUUUGCGUCCAUAGUUGGUAUGAAUUGUCUGUUACAUGUCAAAAGGUUUAUUUUUUCAGCAUAGUGUCAGGUUUUAACUGUAAAGGUUUUAAGAUUGUCCAUGUUUGUUAAGGAAAUCAAAUAAUGAACUUUUUACUCCA
This is a messenger RNA of Mangifera indica (mango), 2769 nucleotides long. RefSeq lists its product as uncharacterized. Lineage: Eukaryota; Viridiplantae; Streptophyta; Magnoliopsida; Sapindales; Anacardiaceae. The transcript is spliced from 8 exons. The record is from RefSeq and is a predicted model, not a curated record. Bases 347 to 2353 code for a protein of 668 amino acids. Gene Ontology annotation, molecular function: chromatin binding.